Messenger RNA from Megalops cyprinoides (Indo-Pacific tarpon), 666 nucleotides. It is a transcript of the gene med28, whose product is annotated as mediator complex subunit 28. Bases 1 to 540 code for a protein of 179 amino acids. Gene Ontology annotation, cellular component: mediator complex. The record is from RefSeq and is a predicted model, not a curated record. NCBI's taxonomy places the organism in Eukaryota, Metazoa, Chordata, Actinopteri, Elopiformes, Megalopidae. The transcript has 4 exons.
AUGGCGUCUUCGAUGGGAGGAAUGUUCCCCGGUCAACAGCCACCUGGUCCUCAUCCUGCCGGUGCCCCAGGUGCUCCCGGGCAACCAGGCUUACUGCCAGUUGCAGCUGGGAGCAGGAGUCAGAACAAUACUUUGGUGGAUGAUCUAGAAGCAUCUUUUGAAGCAUGUUUUGCGUCCCUCGUAAGCCAAGACUACGUGAAUGGCACAGAUCAAGAAGAAAUCAGGACGGGCGUUGACCAGUGUAUCCAAAAAUUCUUGGACGUCGCCAGGCAGACUGAAUGCUUCUUCCUGCAGAAGCGAUUGCAAUUAUCUGUCCAGAAACCGGAGCAGGUUGUAAAAGAGGAUGUUUCAGAGUUGAGGAAUGAGCUUCAGAGAAAGGAGCAUUUAAUUCAGAAGCACCUCACCAAAAUCCACCACUGGCAGCAAGUACUGGAAGACAUCAAUGUUCAGCACAAGAAACCAACUGAACUCCCGCAAGGUCCCUUGGCUUUCCUGGAGCAGGCUUCAGCUAACAUUCCUGCCCCCAUGAAGCCAAACUGAGCAAGAUAAAGCCUCCCCAGGCUGCGGGAUGUUUUUACUGUUGUAAAUAUUUUCUGUAACAUUUUGUAUUGUGAAAUGAAACUUGUUUUUGAGGGUUGGAAUUUGUAAUAAAAAAUUAAAACUGCA